CGCUCUACUUCGCUUCCGGCUCUCUGCGGCUCUCCCCAGUGAGGGCGGCUCCCUGCGCUGGGAGGAAGCGCGGCGGCCUCAUGGCGGCGGUGGACAUCCGAGAUAACCUCCUAGGGAUUUCUUGGGUUGACAGUUCCUGGAUUCCAAUAUUAAACAAUGGAAGCGUGCUGGACUACUUCUCGGAGCGGAGUAAUCCAUUCUAUGACCGGACAUGUAACAAUGAAGUAGUCAAAAUGCAACGGCUGACAUUGGAGCACUUGAAUCAAAUGAUUGGAGUGGAGUAUAUCCUCCUUCAUGCUCAAGAGCCCAUUCUCUUCAUUAUUCGAAAGCAGCAAAGACAGUCUCCUACACAAGUUAUCCCACUAGCCGAUUACUACAUCAUUGCGGGCGUGAUUUAUCAGGCACCUGACUUGGGGUCUGUCAUAAACUCCAGAGUGCUCACUGCAGUGCAUGGAAUUCAGUCUGCUUUUGAAGAAGCCAUGUCUUACUGCCGAUAUCACCCUUCCAAAGGCUACUGGUGGCAUUUCAAAGAUCAGGAAGAACGAGAUAAAGCCAAGCCAAAGGCCAAGAAGAAAGAAGAACCAAGUUCUAUUUUCCAGAGGCAGAGGGUGGAUGCUUUGCUUCUUGACCUGAGACAAAAGUUUCCACCCAGAUUUGUUCAGCAAAAACCUGGAGAAAAGCCUGUCCCAAUGGAUCAGAUCAAGAAGGAGCCAGAACCAGCCCCUGAAGCCAUAAAGACAGAGGAGAAAGAGACUGCAAAGAAUACCCAGCAGAGUGCUGGCACCAAAGGGCCCCCGGAGAAACGGAUGAGACUCCAGUGAAGGGAGGGCCAGUUCCUUCCUAGGGGAUUCAAUAUGUGGGGAAGAAUUUGCAAGAGGCUCUUGCUGCCCUUUGUUUAUAUUGGAAAAUUUUGGCAAAGACCAUGAACUUUCAGGGUUUAAAGCCACUUAUAACAGCUUUAUCUCUGUAGAAACCUGUCAUUAAAGCUGUUGGUGGCAGGGCUUGAGCUAUCCCAGGAGAGGAUCCUUUUCCACCUUCUUUGCAUUUUGGAUUUUACCUUCUGUGACUGAAUUUCAUAGUAGGUGUGUUUUGCAACUUCUUUAUGAUCUCACUUCUUUGUGUUUUCCUGUCUAGCUCCUUUUUCUACGUAAGAAAAGAGGAACCCUUAUUUGAAAAAAAAUAAUUGAGCUUUUGGCAAGCCCGUCUUUGACUAUCGUACCAGGAAGUACUAAUUAUUUUUGUGCCCCUUCAAUUCAGAGAACUUCAGCAGGAUGACCAGUGCAUAACAAAAACUUGGUUGAUUCAUUCUAAGCUAUGCAGAGUUGCUUUAAAAUUGUCAGUUAAAGUGUCAAUAACAGUAAGAGAACAAGACUCAUGCAGAGCGAUUCAGAAGGGAUGGGCUAUAACAGGGUGGCAGGAGAGAAUGAUGUUUCAGUCACUAUCUAUAGCAAAUCCUGUAAAGUAAUACAAGCACCCCUGAUCUUCGUGCCCCCUGGAAGAACACUGAUAAGAUUGCAUAGCCAAACACUCUGUGGUUAGGAAAUGUCACCAUUAAGAAUGCCUUCUGAACUUUAAUUUGGCCCCUCACGUGACCACAUGAUGAUACUCUUUAAUUAUAUCAUCACUUAAAGUUUUUUCUGUCAGUGUCUCAUCUCUUGCAGUACAUACAAUGAACAGCUCUCAAUUCAUGAGCACUAGUUGAAUGUUUUGCUUCUUUCCUGACAGCUCCAUGUGCAGUCCCAUCUAUUAUUUGCUGUAAACUAUCCCAACCCAACAGAAUUCCUUAUUUUUCUCAUGGGUUUUCCUGUCACUGUUUUUACUGUAGUAUCUAAGUAUAUUAUAGUAUCUAGGUAUAUUUACAUACCACCCCUAUGAGAUGACAGGGUGUAGGACCCAUUUUGAGAAGGUGAAUGCAAAGCGCAGAGAUUAAGGUCAAAGUAAUGAAUUCUGAAUAUCUAAUCUGAGACGUCUAGGACUUGUUCCUGUACCCACCCCCCGAAUGCACAGUAUUCUGUAGCAUUUUGUUUGUUCACAGCACAAUACCCCUUUGCCUUUAGUUAUAGUUCUGAGUGCUCAACACUUCUGCAGAUCAGACCAUAGGGCCUCAAGUCGGGCACCACAGAAUGAGGAGCAAGCGAUCAGUGGUUGUCCAUGGAAGUUUGGUUCUAGUGAGUUGUCCAGCACAGCAUAGCCACUGUGGUAGAGACAGGGAUCCAGUCCAGUUCUUCAGGAGAGCAUUCAUUUGUCUUAACCAGAACACCAUGCUUUCUCUUGUAUUGCGCUGCCUCAUUCCAUUUUCCAACUUCUGUGACAAAUGAGACUGGGGGUCUACAGCUUCCUGUGACUGUACUGUCCUCAUUCAUCCCUACGUCAGGUCCAUGCUCUGCACUGGAAGAAGCAGUUGCCCUGUAAUUAUAGCCACAUCUUUGUACAUAUGCACAAGGGAACUGAAUUUGGGUUGCACUGGUGGCAUUUUCAAUUUUUUCCUUGCUUGGUUUUGCAGCCUUUAAUGUGCUUGCCAUGUCUUGCUUUUUGGAACUUUCUAGAUUUUCAAAAAAUAGACUGAAAAAACAGACAUGCUGCAGUGUGGCAUCAUCAUAGAUCUAUAGAGUUACUGGAAGGCAUUGGCAAUGUGUAGGGGGUGCACUUGCACCCCUUGAGCGUGAUGGUGUACCCCCUGGGAAAAGGCACUGCUGACACUGCUGGUGGCACCUGCGUGCGAUCACUGCUUGCCACCCCUCUCCCCCCCUCGCCGCUAACACUGCUGGUGACGUCUGCAGGUGGUCAGCAAUCGCCGCCGACUGCUGGCUGCAUCUGCAGGUGGUCACUGACAGCUGGUCGGUGCUUGCCAGCACCCCCACCAUGCCACCAACAGCGCUGUGGCUGCCUGUGGGAGCUCCCUUCUUAUUGCCACUGACAAAACUGCUGCCACCUGUGGGAGCUCGCCACGGGCCCCCCCCAGCCUUCAGGGGCGCACAGCAUUCAUGCUGGAAGGAACUCUGCAGGGUGCAGUAGUAGAGUACUUGAUAGCACUAGUGGGUUGCCCCCUUUUAUGUGGGCAAGCUUUUGGAGCAUGGUUGACACAUGCUUUGUUGGCAAGUACUUGUGAAACAAAUGACAGGGAGAGUGAGGCUUUGCAGGGGACUGCUCCAGGACUAGUCACAAACCUUCCUGUUCCCACUCAGCUUAGCUCCUUCUGCCGUGUCCUCAUCCUUUCACUUCCCUGCUUACAGUGCCAUUUUCCUCACCUCCCUCAUCUCGACUGUCUUGUUCAACAAAGCCCAGUCCCUGCCCCCGCUCCUUUCUCAUGUAAUCUCUUCCUGGAGUCCCUGAAUUUAAUUUGUUUUCUAGUUUUAUUCAUUUUCCACCUCUUCCUUGCCUACUUUGAAGAGCAUUAGUUAAUUUGAAGACAUUAUUAUUAUUAUGCCUGGAGACUACUAACAGACACAGUAUAAAGUCAAAAGAAAGUCCUUUUUAAUGCUGGUUUGGGAUUUAUUUUGUAGUGGAGCUAUUUUCCUGCCUGUAUAUGCAGUAUAAAUACAUUUUUCACAUUCUUGUUUUAUUUACCUGUUUUAGUUCUGAUGUAUGGAGUAGAAUUGCUCUUGGCAGCUAUUGUAUCCUGCUGUACAAUGUAAAUUUUUGUAUUGUAUCAAUACAAACAUAUGACACUCCCUA
Molecule: messenger RNA, 3675 nt
Organism: Alligator mississippiensis (American alligator)
Lineage: Eukaryota; Metazoa; Chordata; Crocodylia; Alligatoridae
Gene: MED6
Product: mediator complex subunit 6
Exons: 8
Coding region: 81-821 (246 amino acids)
Biological process (GO): regulation of transcription by RNA polymerase II
Cellular component (GO): core mediator complex; mediator complex
Molecular function (GO): transcription coactivator activity
Source: RefSeq, a predicted model, not a curated record